GGGCGGAGCUCUGAGUACCAGGACAUGAUUGACAUCAGGAGAAAGAGGUUAUGGUGACAUCAUUUCUGUCUAUGAUGUCAUCCCUCCUCUGGUUUUUGUUCACUUUAAGAUGAUUUAAACCACAUCUAUGAGUUGUGUCUUCUUCAGCCGACAGUGGAGUUCUUCAGCAGCGACGUGAUGAUUCAUCCAGUCACCAACAGACCUGCAGACAAACGCAGCUUCAUCCCAUCCCUGAUUGAAAAAGAGAAGGUUUCCAAACUGGUUCACGCCAUAAAAAUGGGCUGGAUCAAACCAAGACGAGUGCAGGACGACAGCAAAGACCGCUACUAUGACCUGUGGGCCAGUGAGGAUUCAUCCAUCCUGGCCAAGCACAGGAUGCACCUGCCCGCCCCCAAAGUGCCCCUCCCCGGUCACGAGGAGUCCUACAACCCCCCACCUGAGUACCUGUUCACAGAGGAGGAGAAAGCGGUUUGGGAGCAGCAAGAUCCCGAAGACAGGAAGUUGCCGUUCAUUCCCAAGAAGUUCUCCAGCCUGCGUCACGUUCCGGCAUAUUCCCGGUUCAUCCACGAGAAGUUCGAGCGCUGCCUGGACCUUUACCUGUGUCCCCGGCAGAGGAAGAUGAGGGUAACCAACUGUCUAACCCACACCUGCCCGACAGGUGAAAGCAGCGUCUCUCAACCCGACUGUCUGUGUUCAG
This is a messenger RNA of Oryzias melastigma (Indian medaka), 697 nucleotides long. Its product is annotated as ribosome biogenesis protein bop1-B. Gene Ontology annotation, cellular component: preribosome, large subunit precursor; PeBoW complex. Gene Ontology annotation, molecular function: ribonucleoprotein complex binding. The transcript is spliced from 3 exons. The annotation marks the transcript as partial. The record is from RefSeq and is a predicted model, not a curated record. Gene Ontology annotation, biological process: ribosome biogenesis; maturation of LSU-rRNA from tricistronic rRNA transcript (SSU-rRNA, 5.8S rRNA, LSU-rRNA). Lineage: Eukaryota; Metazoa; Chordata; Actinopteri; Beloniformes; Adrianichthyidae.